This is a messenger RNA of Zea mays, 2918 nucleotides long. Its product is annotated as signal peptidase complex catalytic subunit SEC11C. Gene Ontology annotation, cellular component: membrane; signal peptidase complex. The transcript has 12 exons. Lineage: Eukaryota; Viridiplantae; Streptophyta; Magnoliopsida; Poales; Poaceae. Bases 438 to 899 code for a protein of 153 amino acids. The record is from RefSeq and is a predicted model, not a curated record. Gene Ontology annotation, molecular function: serine-type endopeptidase activity.
AAAUGGUGGUUUCUAGCUUGCACCAAAUGCAAAAAGUCUUCACCUCAAACCUCCACUGGAUACCGCUGUACAUCAUGUGGUUGUACAGACGUAAAGUUUAGAAUGUUGACGAAUAUACAGAUCAACUGACCAACAAUGAAUUGUCAUCACCACCCAAAAAGAUGAAGCACACCCAGGUUAGUAAAGCCAUGCCAGAUUCUACAUGUUCCAAGAAUGACAACAUUUAGUCCAUCCUGAAAUACAUCAAGGUAGAGGCUGCUUGGCGAGUCAAAAAUACAUUUGGUCAUCUUCCCUGCUUGGAGUUGGAGUUGAGACGCCGACGCGGCGCCCGAGAAGAAUUUGCGGAUGGAUUCGCUGCGCAGCGUGUUGGAGUCGAUUCAGGCGAUGCAGAUCCGCCCCGUGGUCGCCCAAAUCAUCACCCUAGGUGAGGCUGAGGGAUGAUCCUAACUUCGGCAUUGAUCCUAUGGAAAGGAUUGGUCGUCGUAACAGGGAGUGAGUCGCCGGUUGUGGUGGUUCUAUCUGGAAGCAUGGAGCCUGGGUUUCGAAAGGGUGAUGUCCUGUUUCUGCACAUGAAUAAGGACCCUGUCCGCACAGGAGACAUAGUUGUUUUCAAUGUCGAGGGCCGUGAUAUUCCAAUUGUCCAUCGUGUGAUCAAGGUUCAUGAGCGCCAUGAUACGGUGGACUCUGACAUUCUCACGAAAGGUGACAAUAAUCCCGGGGAUGACCGAGUCCUGUACGCACAUGGGCAGCUUUGGCUGCAGCGACAGCACAUCAUUGGACGGGCUGUUGGCUAUCUGCCUUAUGCUGGGUGGCUUACAAUCGUCAUGACGGAGAAACCAGUCCUCAAGUAUCUGCUAAUUGGUGCACUGGGGCUGCUGGUGGUAGCAUCCAAGGAGUGACGUUAAAGAUUUAUUCACGCCUUGCCUGCGCUUGUCACCGCACUUGCCAGGACCCAGAUGAUGGCCACUGCACGCAGAGUGUUCGACAAAAUGGCCAGGGCGGGCUCGCUGUCAGCACGCACAUCUACAACGCCAUGUUGAUUGAUUCUCCUAUAACACCGUCAUUGCCCUCUACUGCAGGAAGGGCAUGAGGUACGAGGCCAUGUGUGCGCGGGACUGCAUGGCAUGGGCAAGGAGGGGAUACGAGCGGACACUGUCACAUGGAACCCCUUGAUCCAUGGCCUGUUCAAGGAUGCCAGGGUGAAGGAGGCGGCUCAGCUCUUCACGGAGAUGGUAGCGACACAGGUGAUGCCGGACAAUGUGACCUAGACCACACUGAUUGAUGGGCAGCAGUUCAAUCAGUUCACUUACAAGGCUCUCAUCCAUGGAUUCUGCAAGCCAAGGAGCUAGAUGAAGCCAAGGAAACCUUCUUUCACAUGGUUGAUGAAGGUGCUUUGAAUGCAUCUUAUAUCUUAUGGUUCCAGUUAGUAAAAAAAGCGACCUAGUGCUGGAGAUUCCCAUAUGAGUGGAGUGGGGUCUGUCUGAUAUGGUUCCAGUUAGUACCACUAGCUAAUUGCAAGGACCGCAUUUGGCAGUUGAAAUGGCACUAAGAUCAUUGUGUCGCUAUCGUAGGCAACCAGUUUGCAAUCUCACUGAUUAUCUUGCGAGAAUAUCAUAAACUAUAUCUUCUGAUGACGUGGUUGCUUUUGCUGUAUGCUGGGUUUUCACCCAAUUAUAUCAUAUUUUCAUGGCUUGUCGAUGGUUUCUGCAAGAAGAACAAUGCAGAUGCAAUGCUAGCCACCCCUGAUGAACUUACGGAAAGAGGCCUUCCACCAGAUAAAGCGGUAUAUAGAUAUCUGAUUCCAAGGCUUUGCAGAAAAGGGCUGGUUGAUCAGGCACAAUAAGUGUUUGACCAGAUGCAGGGCAAAAGCCUUAGUUGGUGGCAGCCUUGUAUUCACCACACUUGCAUACACGUAUCUGACAGAAGGAAAGCAAGUUAUUGCUUCCAAUAUCUUGGAUGAUAUGGCAAAUAAUCAAUACAUAACGCCCAAGUUUUACAAAUGUCUGUGUACCUCUUAUGCUGAUUGAAGGAAACCCUUAAUAUGAUGUGGGUUUGCGGCUUUGCGCUAUUUUGAGAGGCUUAAUCACAAAGAGUGUACAAACUGAUGCACCAAGCGAGGCUGGGACCAAUGAAGCUUGCAGUUGAGAAUGGGGUAUGUGCUCCUGUUUCAAGGCCAGGCUAUCUAGGGGCAGGGGCUACACCUGAUACUUGAGUACAAUUGGAUCAGUCUUCGUUGGUGUUAUCGCUGAAUACCUUGAUCUUUGAGAUGUAUUAUCUGGGAUUGUGUUGCAGCCAGGUGUGGAAGAUAUUCAUCCCUUGCGGCUUUCAGCUUUGGGUCAGUAUUCAGCUCCGAAGAAAGUAUUCAAGCCAAAUGAGAAUAUGAAAAACUUCUGUCAAGGCUCUGUCCAAAGCGUAUAAGGAAGUCUAUUGGUGCCAGGCAAAUAUCGCUUGAUUCUUUGGGUGGUGUUGGUGGUACAGAAACUGUGCUGGACUGCAGACCGACUUGCUCAAUGAAAUUUGCCGCAUCGGGGUGUGCUGUCAUCACUGUGAUCAGGUCGAUGAGACAGCUGAUCACCUGCUCACUAAUUGUGCCUAUACGGUUCUGUUGAAGAUAGAUCCUCUGAUUACUGGUGGAGCACAGACAGUUAGUGGACUGGUGCAGAAAGGCCUCAAUUCUUAAGCAUCAGAAUCUCUUAUGUUUUCAAAUUCAAUGGUGCUGCCCAGACAUGGCAGGUGCCUUGCUGCUUGCUGAUGAGGAGCUGCAGCUUUGGGGAAUGGCUGGGGGCUCUAGGGCUUAGACUGUCUCCAGCAACGUUCUCUAUAUACAUUCUCUAUAUCCGUCUUUUACAGUGUUCUCUAAAAGAUUUCAUCUCCUAUAUCUACUUUCUCUCCAACAACGUCCUCUAAAUCACGUCCUC